Molecule: messenger RNA, 587 nt
Organism: Callithrix jacchus (white-tufted-ear marmoset)
Lineage: Eukaryota; Metazoa; Chordata; Mammalia; Primates; Cebidae
Source: RefSeq, a predicted model, not a curated record
UCAAGGUUGAUGAGGGUAAACUCUGUGAGGAAUGGAGGGCAUAUAUUCUUGUUAAGUCUUUAAAAAAUAAUGUUGACUGGCUGCUCAGAAAAGCCAUCUUUGCAUUGUUCCUCGUCCGGCUCCUUGCUCACCGCAGCCGCGUCAGCCGCGUGCCUCCUUUGCCGCCGUGGACUCCAGCAGCUUUAUCGCCAGAGUCCCUGACUCUCGCCUUCUUCUUAAUCACAUGCAUUGGAUCACUGCUGUGCCCCAGCAUGUCAGACGCAGCCGUAGACACCAGCUCCAAAAUCACCACCAAGGACUUGAAGGAGAAGAAGGAAGUUGUGGAAGAGGUGGAAAAUGGAAGAGACGCCCCUGCUAACGGGAAUGUGAAUGAGGAAAAUGGGGAGCAGGAGGCUGACAAUGAGGUAGAUGAAAAAGAAGGUGGGGAGGAAGAGGAGGAGGAAGAAGAAGGUGUUGGUGAGGAGGAGGAUGGAGAUGAAGAUGGGGAAGCUGAGUCUGCUGUGGGCAAGCAGGCAGCUGCAGAUGAUGAGGAUGACGAUGUGGAUACCAAGAAGCAGAAGACUGACGAGGAUGACUAGACAGCAAAA